AUGGCGGCCGCGCAGCGCCUCCCCCCGCGGCGCCGCACCGCGCCCCCUACCGGCGGAUGGACACAUCGCCCCCGCGGCGCCGCACAGCGCCCCCUACCGGCGGAUGGACACAGCGCCCCCGCGGCGCCGCACCGCGCCCCCUACCGGCGGAUGGACACAGCGCCCCCGCGGCGCCGCACCGCGCCCCCUACCGGCGGAUGGACACAGCGCCCCCGCGGCGCCGCACCGCGCCCCCUACCGGCGGAUGGACACAGCGCCCCCGCGGCGCCGCACCGCGCCCCCUACCGGCGGAUGGACACAGCGCCCCCGCGGCGCCGCACCGCGCCCCCUACCGGCGGAUGGACACAGCGCCCCCACGGCCCCGCACCGCGCCCCCUACCGGCGGAUGGACACAGCGCCCCCGCGGCCCCGCACCGCGCCCCCUACCGGCGGACGGAGGGGGUCCACCCAGUGGCUGCCGGAGAGAUCCCCCCAGUGGCUGCUGGCGGCAUCGCACCCAGUGGAUGCCCUCUGUUGCCCAAGAGCUGCCGUCGCCUCCGGUGGGGCUGUGCUUCCCCUGGCCCGGCUCCUAUCAGCGGGGUGUCCCUGGGCAUCGCUCGCUGCUACGUGAAGGUGGUGCUGAAGGUGCUGGAGUGGGCGACCCUGCAGGUCCAGGAGGCAGUCCGGAAGCAGAAGGCUCUGGCCCCUGAGCAUCUGAUCUCCACUGGCAUCGUGCGGCGGCAGCAGCGCUCGAUGGAGGAGGAGCUGGGCGGGCAGCGCCGCGGGCAGUUCCGCCUGGCCCAUGCGCUCUACUUCUGCAGGAGGGGCUGCGAGGCGGUGGCCGAGGACGAAGUCACCCGCAGGUUCUCCUCCGAGGAGCUGCCCUCCUGGAACCUGCUGAGCCGCAGCGGCGCCCGCCUGCACCGCCUGGGCUGGCAGCUGGGCGCCGCCUGGCUCCUGGGCAUCCUGCUGCGCUACUGCCUGCUGCUGCCCUUCCGCAUCUGCUUGGCUGUCUUCAGCAUCCUGCUGCUGGUGGUGGCCACCACGGUGGUGGGACAGUUCCCCAACGGCAGAGUGAAGGUCUGGCUCAGCAACCAGGUGCAGAUGACCUGUGCCACCUUGGGUAUCCGGUGCCUGGCUGGCCUGGUGCAUUUCCACAACAGGGAGAACAGACCCCAGGAAGGAGGCAUCUGUGUGGCCAACCACACCUCCCCCUUGGAUGUCCUCAUCCUGGCCAGCGAUGGAUGCUACUCCCUGGUGGGGCAGGUGCACGGCGGGUUCCUGGGGCUGAUCCAGAAGUCCUGCCUGCAGACCAGCCAGCACGUCCUGUUCGAGCGCUCCGAGAUCAGAGACCGGCACCUGGUGAGGAAAAAGAUUCAGGAGCACAUUGCAGACAAGGCCAAGCUGCCCAUCCUCAUCUUCCCAGAAGGUACCUGCAUCAACAACACCUCAGUGAUGAUGUUCAAGAAGGGAAGCUUUGAGGUAGGAGGCACCAUCCACCCAGUAGCUAUCAAGUACGACGCCCGCUUCGCCGACCCGUUCUGGGACAGCACCAAGCACUCGAUGCUCUCCUACAUGCUGCACAUGCUGACCAGCUGGGCCGUGGUCUGCCACGUCUGGUACCUGCCCCCCAUGCUCAGAGAGGAGGAAGAGGAUGCUGUGCACUUUGCCAACAGGGUGAAGGCUGCCAUCGCUGCCCGGGGGGGCAUGGCUGUGCUGCCCUGGGAUGGAGGCCUGAAAAGGAAGAAGGUCAAAGAGUCUUUCAAGGAAGAGCAGCAGAAGCAGUACUGCCAGGUCCUGCUGGGAGCUGGGGGCAAGGGCAGUGCCUGCUGA
Molecule: messenger RNA, 1812 nt
Organism: Dryobates pubescens (Downy woodpecker)
Lineage: Eukaryota; Metazoa; Chordata; Aves; Piciformes; Picidae
Product: glycerol-3-phosphate acyltransferase 3-like
Exons: 14
Coding region: 1-1812 (603 amino acids)
Biological process (GO): triglyceride biosynthetic process
Cellular component (GO): endoplasmic reticulum
Molecular function (GO): glycerol-3-phosphate O-acyltransferase activity
Source: RefSeq, a predicted model, not a curated record